Molecule: messenger RNA, 792 nt
Organism: Colletotrichum orchidophilum
Lineage: Eukaryota; Fungi; Ascomycota; Sordariomycetes; Glomerellales; Glomerellaceae
Product: NADH-ubiquinone oxidoreductase 24 kDa subunit
Exons: 3
Coding region: 1-792 (263 amino acids)
Molecular function (GO): NADH dehydrogenase activity
Source: RefSeq, a predicted model, not a curated record
AUGGCUUCUAGACUCUCACCUCUCCUCUUCAGAUCAGCCCUCCGCUCGGCAACGUGUCGGGCGGCGAGGCCUCAGUUCCGCGCUUUCUCCCUCACAGCCGUCCGCCCCAGCGACACUCUCCAAGUGCACCGCGACACCCCGAAAAACAACACCGAUAUUCCCUUCAAGUUCACCAAGGAGAAUGAGGCCGUCAUCAACGAAAUUCUGAAGCGCUACCCGCCGCAAUAUAAGAAGGCCGCUGUCAUGCCCAUCCUCGACCUUGGUCAGCGCCAGCACGGCUUCACCAGCAUCAGCGUCAUGAACGAAGUCGCCCGCAUGCUCGAGAUGCCCCCUCAGCGCGUCUACGAAGUCGCAUCUUUCUACACCAUGUACAACCGCACCCCUGUCGGAAAGUACUUCAUCCAGGCCUGCACAACUACCCCCUGCCAACUUGGCGGCGUCGGCUCCGACGUAAUCGUCAAGGCCAUCACCGACCACCUCGGCAUUAAGCAGGGCGAGACCACAAAGGACGGCCUGUUCACCCUCCUCGAAGUCGAAUGCCUCGGUGCCUGCGUCAACGCCCCCAUGAUCCAGAUCAACGACGACUACUACGAGGACCUCACUCCCGAGACGACCAUCCAGCUCCUCGACGCCUUCAAGGCUACUGCUUCUGCCACCGGUGGUGCCUCCGCCGCCCAGGUCCCAAAGCCCGGCCCAAUCAAGAGCGGUCGUCAAACCUGCGAAAACUCCAAUGGCCUGACGAACCUCACUUCCGAGCCGUGGGGCCCCGAGACGACGCGGAGCGAUUUGUAA